AGUCAGACUCAGAUGAUCUCUGAACAUUGAGGUUCUACUUUUCAUCUUUAAUACAAACUGCAACGAUGUCCCUUUUCAAGAAGCCUACAGACAAAGAGGUUUUGAGAAAAACGGAGAAAGACUUGAAGAAGACACAACGAGGAGUGGAUAGGGACAGAGUGAAAUUGGAGAGAGAUGAAAAGAGAUUAGAAAUGGAAAUAAAGAAGGCUGCUAAACAAGGCAACAAACAGGCAUGUGCAGUAUUAGCGAAACAACUCGUAAACUUAAGGAAACAGAAAGUUAGGUUAUAUGGGGCCAGUGCAACAAUAUCAUCAGUCAAUGCGCAGACUAAGUCUAUGGUAGCUAACAAAGCAACUGCAGAAGCCAUGGGGAGAACAGCAAAGGCAAUGGGUGCCAUGAAUAAACAGAUGGACCCUCAGAAGGUGAUGAAAACGAUGCAACAAUUUCAGGUGGAAUCAUCCAAGAUGGAAAUGAAAGAAGAGCUGAUGGAUGAUGUAUUGGACGAUAUCCUAGGAGGAUCGGAUGAAGAGGAGCAAGACGCUAUCGUCAAUCAGGUCUUAGAUGAGAUCGGUAUUGAGGUUUCAGGGAAGCUUGCCGAUGCACCAGGAUACAAGGGAGCCCUCCCAUCAAAAGUGUCAGAAUCACAAGCAAAGGAUAAAGCUUUAGAAGAACAACUUGCCAGAUUAAUGAGGGAAUAACUCUAAUUUCUUUUCUGCUAGUAAUAAAUGUAUAUUUAUGUCAAUUUUUAUACAUGUUUUUAUUUUUAUCAGUCAUUGACUCUUCAUUUGAAAUGGUAAUGAGAAUUCAUCUAUGACAUCAUGGGGAUGUUUCAUGAAGUGUCUUUUCACUGAUUUUCAUUGACAAAUUAUGUCUCAGCCAGUCAGGUAUAAGGAUUUCAGUAGCUUAUAACAGCUGUCACUGAAAACCUGUGAUGGAUUGCUUCAUGAAAUAUUCCCUUGUGAUAUGUUAUUUAUGUUAGUAUGGUUGUUCACCAUACAUUGCUUUCUGUAUUUAUAGUAUAGUGCAUUAUACAAGGACUUAAAUUAUAAAAGCAAACGGUUUUGUGAGGAAUGUAUUUUCAGAGUUUUAGGAAUUACUGCAGUCCAAACAUUGAAGCUCUCAGGUCAUAGGAUGUAAUCUUCUUAUCUAACUUUCAUCAUGUGUUAAGAAUAAAUGUUACAGAGGUUUUUCUUUGCAGUAAAAUAGGUAUGAGUGGUAAUUUGAUCAUUAUAAUAACCUUCCUAUGCAAGGGAGUGUGUUUUGUUUUCCA
This is a messenger RNA of Lytechinus variegatus (green sea urchin), 1270 nucleotides long. RefSeq names its product charged multivesicular body protein 2b-like. Gene Ontology annotation, biological process: protein transport; late endosome to vacuole transport; endosome transport via multivesicular body sorting pathway. Bases 66 to 698 code for a protein of 210 amino acids. NCBI's taxonomy places the organism in Eukaryota, Metazoa, Echinodermata, Echinoidea, Temnopleuroida, Toxopneustidae. The record is from RefSeq and is a predicted model, not a curated record. The transcript is spliced from 8 exons. Gene Ontology annotation, cellular component: ESCRT III complex; multivesicular body.